AUACGCACAUACAUGACAUUGGCAUGGAGAAGGUUCAGAUUGCAAGGUUGAUGCUACCCGAUGAUGCGAACACGGCGGGCAAUGUUCACGGAGGGACACUUCUUAAGAUGAUAGAGGAAGCAGGGGCAAUAAUAACCACACGAUUCUGCAACGAUGUACCCGAUAAGGAUUCCUUUGAUUUUGAACCAUCGGUUACGACACUUGCGAGGGUCGAACGCACGGAUUUCAUUAACCCAGUUCAUAUUGGCAAUGUCGUCCAGAUUGUCGCUGAAAUCACAUACGCAUCGUCACAUUCUUUAGAAUGUAGCGUCUCUGUAUGGGGAGAAGAUAUUCUAAAAGGUGUUCGAAAACUGACCAACCGAGCAGUGCUUUGGUUUGUACCAUGUUCAAUAAAUGAUCCAACCAAAAUAAUGACCGUCCCAGAAAUGCACUAUUCAAGUGAAGCUGAAAAAGAGGCGGGACUAAAGAGGUACAAUGAACAGAAGAAGGCACGGACUGGAGCCCUUAGACGAAACAAAACACUGACCAACAUGAAUGAUGACCCGUACAAUAAUAAUGAACAAAGAGAACCAGAGCCAUACAGUCCAAGAUUUGCUCGAUCUGUGCUGAUCCACAUGAUAGGUGUCUCUGACUGUACCCUACAAGGCUUUGCCCGAGGUGGUGUCAUCAUGAAGUUGAUGGAUGAAUGUGCGGGCUUAGUAGCCAAGCGACACUGCAGAACACCCGCCGUCACAGCCAGUUUAGAUGCAAUUAACUUUCACAAGAAGAUGCGACUAGGUCAGGUUGUUACUAUCGUUGGCCAGCCAUUGUUCACUAGCAACAAAAGCAUGGAAAUAGAGGUUCAGGUGACAGUAGAAAGCAUAACGGGAGGACAGAUUAACAAAGACCGAGCAUGUGAUGCCUUCUUCACAUUUGUGUCUCUUGAUAAGCAGGGAAAGCCACUACCCACACCUCAACUGAAGCUUCAAACUUUAGAGGAACAACAACUUUUCGAAGAGGGAAAAUUGAGAUACGAAGCAAGGAAAAAAUUGAGGAAAACGAAUCAAAAGUCGAGUGACACAACCAAGAAAUCAAAUAUUGACAAAAGUAAAUCAGCUACUUCUCAUCUUCAAAACGGCAUUGAUGUAGAUCCAACAGUCGGUGCACAAAGAGAGAAAAAUAAAGAACUAAAUAGCAAAGAAAUUUCCCCAAAGAAACCACCUUCGCCAUUAAGUUGUAACGUCGUUCAAUUAUGAGGAAGUGAGAAAAUAAAAGGGAAAUGCAAUAAGAUGUACUUUCAAAAACAUUAAAUAACAAGUGAUCAGACCGAAAUGAAUUCGCGGAAUUUUUACAGGACAAGAUGGAGCGGACAAGAGGGUAGGCUGUACAUCUAACGUAACAGUUUGAAUACCAAAGUUCACUUCACCUACCAUCUAAAUUGCAAAUUGUUUUUGGGUGUCCUCAUUUUUUGUAUUCUAACAAUCAUUCGCCCAUAAAUGUCUAUCUUUAUUCGGCCAUAAGGCUUAUUAUACAGAUGACCCCAAAAAUAUGUCUUCACUUUUGAAAUAAUUUUGUCAGUCAUGGUUGGUUUUUCUUGUGUCGAGGCGUGACUCAACGAUAAAGUAUUCAACUAUGGAGCAGACAGUGAAGUAGCAGUUACCGGUUAGUAAGCGACAUUGCUCUCUGUUGUUCAAAAUCCAAAAAUGCUGAUUUUAAAGUUUCGUCUUUCUUAAAGCAAGAUUGGCGAGAGAGUCAAACUAGCUGGUUAAGACAUACUGAAAUUAACUGAAGUGAUCUUACGCCACCUUGUUAAUUUGCAAUCGCGUAGUUUGUGAAUCAAAUCAUUCGGGGUCAGCCUGUAAAUGUGAAGUGUAGGUCCUUCUAGCCAUUGAUUCUUUUAAAUACUUAAUUGUAAGUAAAAAGGCGAUUUUAUUAUCACAUUUACAAUACAUAAAUAAGUCUUUAUUUCACUCUGAAAAUCAUAUCACACACUACACUGGACGUAUUUCU
Molecule: messenger RNA, 1989 nt
Organism: Owenia fusiformis
Lineage: Eukaryota; Metazoa; Annelida; Polychaeta; Sabellida; Oweniidae
Source: the annotation of a GenBank genome assembly